Penaeus indicus is the source of this 557-nucleotide messenger RNA. RefSeq names its product tubulin-specific chaperone A-like (gene Tbca). The coding region runs from base 164 to 496 and encodes 110 amino acids. Gene Ontology annotation, cellular component: microtubule cytoskeleton; cytosol. Lineage: Eukaryota; Metazoa; Arthropoda; Malacostraca; Decapoda; Penaeidae. The record is from RefSeq and is a predicted model, not a curated record. The transcript has 4 exons. Gene Ontology annotation, molecular function: beta-tubulin binding. Gene Ontology annotation, biological process: post-chaperonin tubulin folding pathway; tubulin complex assembly.
UAUCAGAACAAAAGAGAUUCUUGUCUCCACUAGCGCUUAACAUUAACAUUUGUUUAUUCCUGAGUUAUAUUAACCGAGUGGUGAGCCUCCCCCGCCCGCACAUACCACAUUCCCAUAGAACAAGUCAAAUCCUCUACCAACUCCCUAAGCUACCUCCGUUACCAUGGCCGAUCCCCGUAUCAAGCAGCUCCGCAUCAAGACUGGAAUUCUCAAGCGCACUUAUAAGGAGAAGAUCAGUUACGAGAAGGAAGCUGAGCAGAUCCAAGAGAAGAUCAGGAAGAUGCAAGAGGAAGGUCAAGAAGUUUACUACAUCAAAAAGCAAGACCAACUGCUGCAGGAAACACAAAACGUCAUCCCUGAUACCCAGAAACGCCUCAAUGCCGCCUACCAUGACCUGAAAACCCUUGUGGAAACAGAGACUGAAUUGGAAGAAGCAGAAGAGUAUCUUGCAGCCAAGGCUGUCAUUGAAGAAAGUGCCUCUCAUAUUACAGCCUAAAUCAGUCACCAUCAUUAUCUGCACAUGCAUGCUGCGUAUGAAUUUGGACUCGUUCUGCACA